This is a messenger RNA of Vigna unguiculata (cowpea), 1940 nucleotides long. RefSeq names its product C-terminal domain phosphatase-like 4 (gene CPL4). Lineage: Eukaryota; Viridiplantae; Streptophyta; Magnoliopsida; Fabales; Fabaceae. Gene Ontology annotation, molecular function: RNA polymerase II CTD heptapeptide repeat phosphatase activity. The record is from RefSeq and is a predicted model, not a curated record. Gene Ontology annotation, cellular component: nucleus.
UUGAUCCUUUUUGGGGACAGAAGAAGACGUUCCUUUUUCAUGCUACUGAAAAAAUGGCGCCUAAAUCCCCAAUUCUCUUCUGAUAAUGAAACAAAAACACUGUUUUCCCCAAAUCCCCAAAGAAACUAUUGAGACCCCAAACCAAUAGAGUUCACCAUAAAAUCCAAAUCCCUAAAACGUUUCGAUCCUAAAGCCAAACCCUGACGGGAGCACAUAGCGUAGGAAAUAGGGACCGAGAAAGCCACGGUCACAGUCUUGCUGCUUCGCCGUCGAAGGAAAACCUCUGAUCCUUACUUCGUUGGGUGCGACCAUUCCUAUGAGUGUUGUUACCGAUUCUCCUGUGCAUUCAUCCAGCAGUGAUGACUUUGCUGCAUUUCUUGAUACUGAACUUGGUGCAAGUUCGCCUGACUCCUCGCCGGUUAAAGAGCAUGAAAACCAAGAUGAGCUUGAGAGUCUCAGCAGAAUUAAGAGACGUAAAAUUGAAAGCAUUGAGGAAACUGAGGGGUCUACUUCAGAAGGAAUCAUCAAACAGAAUUUAGAGGCAUCUGUCGAUAUAGAUGUAUGUACGCAUCCUGGCUCGUUUGGAAGUAUGUGUAUACGAUGUGGACAAAAGUUGGAUGGGGAAUCUGGUGUGACAUUUGGGUACAUACAUAAGGGACUGAGACUUCAUGAUGAGGAAAUUUCUAGAUUACGCAAUACUGACAUGAAGAGUUUGAUGUGUCGAAGAAAACUCUACUUUGUUCUUGACCUAGAUCACACUCUGCUCAAUUCCACUCACCUUUCUCAUUUGAGUCCAGAAGAGUCACAUUUGCUUAAUCAGACAGAUUCUCUUGAAGAUGUCUCUAAAGGUAGCCUCUUCAAAUUGGAGCACAUGCAUAUGAUGACCAAGUUACGGCCCUUUGUCCGAUCAUUUCUGAAAGAAGCAAGUGAAAUGUUUGAGAUGUACAUAUAUACCAUGGGUGAUCGGCCAUAUGCAUUGGAGAUGGCUAAGCUACUUGACCCUCGAGGAGAAUACUUCAAUGCGAAGGUUAUUUCUCGUGAUGAUGGUACUCAGAAGCAUCAGAAGGGUCUUGAUGUUGUGUUAGGGCAAGAAAGUGCGGUCUUAAUUCUUGAUGAUACAGAACACGCAUGGAUGAAGCAUAAAGAUAAUCUUAUACUGAUGGAAAGAUACCAUUUUUUUGCGUCGAGUUGUCGGCAGUUUGGCUUCAAUUGCAAAUCCCUUGCUGAACUGGGAAAUGAUGAAGAUGAAACUGAUGGAGCACUUGCAAAAAUUCUCAAAGUGCUCAAACAAGUACACUGCUCAUUCUUUGAUAAACGUCAAGAAGAUCUUGUUGACCGAGAUGUGAGGCAGGUUUUGUCAUCGGUUCGAAGUGAAGUCUUGGGUGGCUGUGUGAUCGUUUUCAGCCGUAUUUUUCAUGGUGCAUUACCAUCUCUACGGAAGAUGGCAGAACAGAUGGGAGCUACUUGUUUGACAGAGGUUGACCCAUCUGUGACACACGUAGUUGCUACUGACGUUGGUACUGAGAAGUCACGAUGGGCAGUGAAAGAAAACAAGUUCUUGGUUCAUCCCCGAUGGAUAGAGGCUGCAAAUUUUUUUUGGGAAAAGCAGCCUGAGGAAAACUUCAUUAUCAAGAUAAAGCAGUAGUCACUUUUCUUAUCAAACACUUCUCUGUUCGUUAUAGUUUUUUGUUACCAUAGCUGUCCAAGUAUCUGAAACGAUAUCUAGUACCCAACCAGCAACCUUUUGAUUGUGAAACUUGAACCAUUCUACCAAUAUUUGUAUAUAAAACUUGUUUUUGCUUUUGGACUAUUUCUUGUGUCAUAGUGGUAUUCGUGCUUGCAGUGAAGUUUUGACGAGAAGGCCGAGAAAAACGAGUAUCUGAUCAAGAAUAUUGUAAAUUACACAUUAUUGAUCAAUUUGACGUUAUUUUUUCCAUUCA